Porites evermanni is the source of this 1127-nucleotide messenger RNA. Lineage: Eukaryota; Metazoa; Cnidaria; Anthozoa; Scleractinia; Poritidae. The record is from the annotation of a GenBank genome assembly.
AUGUUAAACUCACGUGACAACCAAGGCAGUACCAGGCUUCCUCCACUACCUAUGCCUAGCUUCCCGCGGUUUAACCAAUCAAAUUAUCAACCAAACAGAAUGACGUAUGAUGAGCUGCCAAACUUCAGGUAUGAGGACACUUACAGCAAUCGCUUUUACUAAUUUUGCUUUACGAAACGGAGCGCUAUGUGGAUUGGUUCUAACCGUAAAAUAAUUCGAAUUCCAGAAUCCGGCAAAAUUUUGCUUAUGGAAGCUGGAAUUCGGAGAAGUUUCGCUUGUGGAAUCCGACAUCCAGCGAACAAUUGAAAUUCGGAAUCAAAGUUCCACUGACAAGGAAUCCGAAAUUCAGUUUCUGCUGAGUCCGGAAUCCACAGCGCGGAAUCCAGAAUGCAAGACUGUCUUGGAUUAAUGGAUCACUGUACCAAGAUCUGGAUAGUACUUCUGACUGGUCGUGCGGCGAGGGAAAUUUGCUUCAACCCAUCAGGAGCACUACCCAUAUCCCAGAAGUACUUCUCAUUGGCCGUGCCGCAUGGGAAAUUUGCUUCAACCAAUCAGAAGCACUACUCUGAUCUGGCCAGUGACACGUCAUCAGCUUGGAAUUUCUGCGCUUAUUCCUCAGACGUCUUUUUGAGGUGAAACCGCUGGUGGCGUCGCGUACUGUUUUCUCAGGCUAAGUUGUCCCCUAAAAAUGGCUGCGAAGGAGACUACGUUGUAGCAAAAUCGCUUUUUUUUCUCCUGAAACUAUGGAGACGUUAGAAAGUCUCGAGAGAGCAAGAUUAAUUUCUCCCGACAGUACAGACAUUGAAAGCGUAAUCAAGUACAGACUCUUUAAAAUGUUAUCUAUAGACUGUUACGAUUCAGUUUUCUUUUGUCUUUGAAGGAGUGAUCUUCGCAAAACGUACGACAAACAAGCAGAAAAACAAGAGAAGGUGGAUUAUCAGAGAGCCGUACAGGACUGGAACAGAAUGAACCUUUCCGAACUGAAAAAACUUCCUCCAAAUCCGCGGUAUCAUUUCAAGAAGACCAUUGUGUCGUAUCUCGGGACAACUCCAGGGUCAAGCAAGGCAAUAGUACCACUAACUGAAGAGCUGAAUGCCAAAACGCCGGAGCCGAUUGCGCAAAAGUAA